AUGGACAAGGUCCAGUUGAUCAGACAAAGAUUGCUUGCAGCUCAAAGUAGACAAAAGUCUUAUGCUGAUAAGAGAAGAAGAGAUUUAGUGUUCACAAUUGGGGACAAAGUGUUGCUACGAGUCUCCCCUUUGAAAGGUGUGAUGCGGUUUGGGAAAAGAGUGUUUCACGUCUCAAUGCUAAGAAAAUGUAUAUCAGACUCAUCUCAGGUGAUUGAAGCACCGACUAUACCACUCGAUGAGAAGUUGUCUUACGAGGAGAAGCCAAUGGCUAUUGUUGAUAGACAAAUAAUAAAACUACGGUAA
This is a messenger RNA of Nicotiana tabacum (common tobacco), 303 nucleotides long. The record is from RefSeq and is a predicted model, not a curated record. NCBI's taxonomy places the organism in Eukaryota, Viridiplantae, Streptophyta, Magnoliopsida, Solanales, Solanaceae.